CAGCUUGCCUAACUUGUCGGUUACUGUGGUUCUCUUGUUUGAGAGCGUAUACUUACUAGCAUACAAGAGCCGAUCCGCAAAAUUUUAGACUGAUGGGCCAUGUUUACUCAACCUAUCGUGACCCAAAAUCGAUGCCCGACAUUGUGAAAGGACCAAUGUUUGAUCAACUACAAGGAUUUCCGAAUGGCAGGAAAAAGCGAGUAUCAGUGGUAACUGAAGAGGAAAUGAUCGCUGCUGGCCUCAAACCACAUGAACGCGACUACUGUGCACACACGUUGAUUGCGUUCAGAAAAUGUAGGGCCGAGAACUUCUUUUCCGUGAUAACGUGCGCAAAGCUCAAGCAUAUUAAUUUGCAUUGUCAUGAAUCCGAUCGACUGCUGCGGCGAAAGGAAUAUGAACGUGAAAGACGCCUUUUGGCCAAGCAAAAUGAAACUCAGUGACUUUGUCGCCCUAUUAGUGUUUCCUCUCUGCAUUAUUUGAAUACAUAGAAUACGUAUGUUCACUACUCCACUUCCAAUAUUAGGUUGAUCCAAAACUGACUGUGUAACUUCUUGCUUCAAGGCUUUAUGGAACAUCUCAGCGGUUCAACAAUUAUUGAACCUCAGGUCAGACUCGGCUUGAUCCU
This is a messenger RNA of Opisthorchis viverrini, 625 nucleotides long. RefSeq lists its product as hypothetical. Lineage: Eukaryota; Metazoa; Platyhelminthes; Trematoda; Opisthorchiida; Opisthorchiidae. Gene Ontology annotation, cellular component: mitochondrion. The record is from RefSeq and is a predicted model, not a curated record. The transcript is spliced from 2 exons. Bases 93 to 440 code for a protein of 115 amino acids.